This is a messenger RNA of Pistacia vera, 564 nucleotides long. RefSeq names its product probable disease resistance protein RF9. The record is from RefSeq and is a predicted model, not a curated record. NCBI's taxonomy places the organism in Eukaryota, Viridiplantae, Streptophyta, Magnoliopsida, Sapindales, Anacardiaceae. The transcript has 2 exons. The coding region runs from base 1 to 564 and encodes 187 amino acids.
AUGGACAGACUGGAUGAUGGCUUAUGUGGGAAAGUUUUUCCUGUGAAUGUUUUGAAUGAAAUUGUGUUAUUCUUUGCUGUUAUAAGGUGGCAUUUUCCUCAUACGGCUUUCAAUGCUUUGGCCAUUAUUUCACAACCAAAGUAUUUGCCUCCUUUCGGGAAGUUACCAUCUCUUGAAUCACUCUUUAUAGAUAGGCCUAUGAAUGUAAAAAAAGUGGGCAAUGAAUUUUUGGGAAUAGAAAGUGAUGGCACUGCUAGAUCUCGUAUUGUCUUUCCCAAAUUAAAAAGGCUUGUGUUUGAUGGGAUGUCAGCUGGAUGGGAAGAGUCGGAUGAUAUUACUUUGAAAGGAGAUGAAUUAGUUAUUACUAUCAUGCCAUCUCUGCAUUACUUGAAGAUUUCUGGAGCCCCCAAAUUAAAAACGCUGCCCAAUUACAUUCUUCAAUCGCCAACACUAAAACAAUUGGAGAUUGAGUAUUGCGAUAUUCUAAGUCAGCGUUACAAGAAGGAGACGGGUGAAGAUUGGCACAAGAUCUCUCACAUUCUUGACGUCAGCAUUUGGCCAUAG